Priapulus caudatus is the source of this 911-nucleotide messenger RNA. RefSeq lists its product as uncharacterized. The transcript has 2 exons. NCBI's taxonomy places the organism in Eukaryota, Metazoa, Priapulida, Priapulimorpha, Priapulimorphida, Priapulidae. The record is from RefSeq and is a predicted model, not a curated record. The coding region runs from base 27 to 401 and encodes 124 amino acids.
AGCGCACCUUAGCGACAGGUUCGUUGAUGGAGGUGGGCCUAGGCCACCCUCUCCUGCUCUCUCUUUCCGGCACUAACAAGCGGUGUGUGCUUUGCGAGCGGGGCCGCGAACACACCAACUGCACCGCCAACUACCUGCUGGACAGACCCAUCACCCAGAGCGAGGGGGACAUCGCUCGCACGAACGCGCUCUUCCUGGCACAGUUGAACCUGUUCGUCGACCUGCUAUGCACCGACGGGAGCCACGCGAUGGUGAAGGGUACCGAUGAAGCGUACGCUAGCCUAGGCGCGGCGAACAGGGUCGAGAAGCAGGAGGACAUGCCACAUCACAAGCGGCGGACGGCGAAGAAGAUCUGCAAUGCUGGACCAGCUGAGGGAGCAGGUUGGCAAGAUGAGGGAUGAGAUGAUGAACUUGAAGCUUGAGCAUCGCAGGCUCACAGAUGUCGCUCAACAACUGACACAGCUUCGACUCCAUCGACCACCAACUCAGCCUAUCUGACAUAUCCGCAACGGAGUGUGUGACAUAUCCGCAAUUGUGUUGUCAUGAUGUCGAACGAAAGGGGGGGCAGGAAGAACGAUGUUCUCCUGCGUCUUUCUUCGGCUGCUAGGUUAAAUACAGCAGAACCUCACUUCCACAAUACUACAUCAAUUUAAUUUCUGUCGAUUACCAAUCUCAAUUAUGAACAAACGAUGAGCUGAAUAAGAGACAGGGAAUCGAUUACAUUUUUCUAAUCUUCUUUCGUUGUUCGUCGGCAGAAUUGUCUAUAGGAGAUGGUGCCGAGAUAUCGGUGUCAGUGUCCAUAGGUGGGCACACGGACUCAAGCAAGUGGGCGCAUGUAAGUGCAUCUCUCUCGCUCCCACUCCACCCUCUCUCUCUCACCCCCUCACUCCCUCUCACUCUCUCUCUCUCAA